AUGAUGCCGAGCAUGAACGUUAUGUUGCAGUGGACAGCCAGCCGCGUUGUUAGUUCCCUCAGCCCCGAGGACUUCCACGAGCCGAUGGAGGUGACGCACGCUGCAAUAUGUCGCGUGCCAAAUGUGCUUCUUGUUGUCGGGUCUGGCCUGGAGUGGGAAACACGCUAUACGGGCGUUGUGGACGGCGUAGUCACGGUUAUGUCAGAGCUGGGCGAGCUAUUCACGUAG
Molecule: messenger RNA, 228 nt
Organism: Peronospora matthiolae
Lineage: Eukaryota; Oomycota; Peronosporomycetes; Peronosporales; Peronosporaceae
Source: the annotation of a GenBank genome assembly